UCAGCUGACGAGACUGGGAGGCCAGUGAAGCCUAUAGUUGAUUGAUAUGUUUUGAUGUAGGAAGGAAACGCGUUCAAAGUUUGAUAAACAAUUACUAGGACCUAAGAAACCUAAAGUUUGUGUGUUUCCUGUUCUUCUGAAAAUCUUGUUAUGUGAGGCCGUCGGCUGGAUUACAAACAGCCAGAAAUGCGGUCACCAUGGCUGCAGCUGCUGCUGCUUUUUGCAUACUUACUACUGGUACUUGUUGCCUCUUGCCUUCUUGAUCUGAUCCUUUGGUACCAACAUGGGCUGAGUCCUAUUCAGGUAGUCAAUCCCCUCCUGCUAAAGGUCCGGCAAAUCAAGCUUUUGUUGGAUAGUCGAGGUGUCAGUUACACAGAGUAUUUUGAGAAAAAUGAAUUAGUCCAAGUUUUGCAAGAUUCAGCGGAAGUAAUGAUGGGAGAAGUUGAACAAGUGUCGGCAAUAACUGUCCCGUUAAAAGAACGUUUGACUAGGCCACCUACUGCCAUUUCUCAUUUUACGGGAGGCGCCCACUUUUAUGAGCAGGUUGAGGACACCCGAGAUAGUGUUUGGCUUGUGCAAGUUGUGACUUCCAAUGAGCCCCUUCUUGAUGAUUAUAACUGGAGAUUGGUUUGUCACCAAUUGGAACCAUUUGGAAUAAGGAUUGGUAUUUUUGAUUGCCGGCAGGAUUAUAAGCUUUGUGAAACCAAAGGCUGGGUGGAACCUCUCCUACUUUUAGCCAUGCCCAAAGGGAGGAAAGCUAAAGACAAAGUCAUUUUGCAGCCUUUUACAUCCUCUAAACCCCAGGUCAUUGUUGAUUGGGUACAUCAACAACUGUCUUUAUGGGUGAAACGCAUACAGAGCAUUGAUGAAGUUGAAAAAGACUGGCUUGAUAUGAGCCAAAAUGUGACCAUUAAUACUAGUGGUUCAAAGGAAAAUGUAUUGUCUACACCAGAUGGCACAGGAUCAACAUCUGUCAGUGUUCUUCUUUUGACUCAGCUUCUACAGCCACCCCUAUUUUUGGCAGCUCUGAGCAUAAAAUUUACAGGACGUGUUAAUUUUGGAAUGUUAACUGUGAAGAAAGAGGACACUGAAACAGUUCGUAAGCGAUUGCGCUUGAAUGAUAGAAAGCUUCCUGUGUAUAUUGUGAUAACUCCUGAGAAGAAGGUUGUGUAUGGCUCAAGAAAGCUGGAGUAUUUUAACAUGUGGUCCAUGAAUGUAUUCCUUCGGGGAAUCCAGCCAGAGAUGAACGAUGUAUUUCUCUUUUCGCUUCUGCUUGUGAACAUGCUAGUGGGUCUUACAGUUUGUUUGACUUCAACCCACUUGUGGUUUCGAUGGGCUGUGUACUCACUUUGGGCUUUGGUCAAAUAUAACUUGUGGCUUUUUUCUGCGUGGUUGGUUUUUAUUGCAAUGGCACGAUUUGAGGUGUUUGGUCUUGUCAUAGACCGGUUGCUAUUAAUACUGCGAGUGGUUGGUCUUUCUGACUCGGGAUCCUUUGUGCGUACAGAACUAGCUGUGCUCACUCAAAAUCCUAUAGUAUUCCUCAUCAGCUUCAUUUCCUUUGUUUUGAGUGUGUCAGUUCUCAUUCGAUUCUUUGCUCCAUCUUGGCUGAUCUCUGCUCCCAAUGAUUUACCCAAUCAAAGACCAUGGUGGGAGGUUUUGCCAAUGGAUUCUUAUUGGGUUAACUACUUAUUUCGUCCAAUGGCCUCCCUGUCUCGCCCUAUGCCUACAAGUCAAACAGAACUGGAAGAUGGGAUUGAAAUGCUCAUUGAGAGACUAGCUGUUCCAAAUUUCUGGCUUCAGUCUGUUAUUCCUGUUGAUUAUAUCAAGGAUUUACCGGUUUGGAGAUAUCAUGGGUGGAAUGUGGUUGAGGAGCAACCCAUAUCGUCUGUCUGCAUCAGGGAUAAGUUGUUGCAUACUUCGACACCCAGGUUUUUAGAACACAUGAUGGAUGCCGAAGACCCUCCGAAUUUAAUCCCUUGCUGCUGUGUUUGUUCGGGAGAGGAUACUGGUGAUCAUUCUCCCAGAAUUUCUUGUUCUCAACACCUGACCCAUACUCACAACUCCACGGGCAGCUCUGAUUCCCUCCUGCAUCCUACAAAUGGCUGUUUGUGCUCUCAAGAACAAGUUCAUCCACAUUCCAGAGGUGGCUCCACUUAUACUCAGGAACACCCCAAUUUUCAUUCCAAUGGCUCUUCAAAGCCACCUUUUAAAAUCCCAAAUGCAGGAGCUAGUGAACAAUCAACCCAGUGCUUCUGUCCGUUAUUUCCUGGCUGGACCAAGAAAUCAAUUGGCAAUAGCAAAGCUCCAGGCAAAUGCCAAAAUUGUCGUGAUAGUUGUCACAAAAUCAGAGCUGGACGAACAAGUGGAUCAACGUGUAGUGCAAGUGCCCAGCAAAGUAGAAACUCAGUGUGGAAUAAUUGUAGAAAUUGCCAUUGGCUAGAAACAGACAUUGAGGAGAGUGAUAUAAGUGAUUCUGAGUCUACAAUUGGCUGGACUCUUCCUGAAGGAAUGCUAGCCACUACAGACUGUGCUGUUUGCUUGGAAUGUUAUAAUUAUGGGUCUGUGCUCUGUGGCCUUCCAUGUGGUCACAAUUAUCACCAGCGGUGCAUUUUGGCAUGGCUGCAACGAGAUAACCACCAUUGUCCAGUGUGUCGUUGGCCUGCAUACCGCACUAAAGCACAAAGGAUACAUUUACAUCAGGAGUAACAGAAACAGAGCUGUGGUUUAUGUAAUGCCCAGUUCAUGAAACACAAAGAAUCCAUCUUUUUGCUCUCACAAUCAUUUUGUAGAUACUGUACUUUAAGAAAAAAGUUUGAGAGAGGUGAAAUGUAGAGAGAGAGAUUUAAUACCAUUUAAGGAAUCCUUCGCAUAAGCAUUGCAUUAAAUGUUGCACUUUUUUCUCCCCCCUCUCUCAGUAUGGUCUUUGGAAUCUAUUUCUACUAUUUGGUGGUUUCUUUCUUGUUUGAAAAUAUGCUACCAUGUUUGUAAAAUUGAACGUUACCAAUAUUCAGAUGUGAUAUUUGUUUAAGUUAUGUUCUUGUCAUUUUGCUAUGGUUUGUUUCUGCGUACAUUAGGAAACUACUCUAAGACAUUAUUUGGUGAAAAUUCAUUGAAAACAGUUUGAUUUUCAAUAGCCAUAUUAUUAUCUCGAAAUAUACUUCCUAAAAUUAUGA
Messenger RNA from Thrips palmi, 3173 nucleotides. Its product is annotated as E3 ubiquitin-protein ligase RNF103-like. The coding region runs from base 187 to 2706 and encodes 839 amino acids. Gene Ontology annotation, molecular function: ubiquitin-protein transferase activity. Lineage: Eukaryota; Metazoa; Arthropoda; Insecta; Thysanoptera; Thripidae. Gene Ontology annotation, cellular component: endoplasmic reticulum. The transcript has 9 exons. The record is from RefSeq and is a predicted model, not a curated record. Gene Ontology annotation, biological process: protein ubiquitination.